Trichomycterus rosablanca is the source of this 1967-nucleotide messenger RNA. Its product is annotated as histone deacetylase 9-B. The transcript is spliced from 12 exons. Bases 49 to 1833 code for a protein of 594 amino acids. NCBI's taxonomy places the organism in Eukaryota, Metazoa, Chordata, Actinopteri, Siluriformes, Trichomycteridae. The record is from RefSeq and is a predicted model, not a curated record.
GAAAGUGAAAACUGUGAUUUAUACAAAGCAACGGGACAUUGCAGGUCUAUGGUCUUGCUUGUCUAUGGAAGGCCAUUACCACGUAUAGAUGCUGUUGAUAUGGAUUCCACUGAACAACCCGGAUCGGAGGUGUUGUCGCCGGUGGGCAGAUCUGAGGUCAGUAUGCCAGAGUGGGAACAGGAUUCAGAUGAAUGGGAGAGACAGUUACAGCAGGAACUUCUACUGAUUCAGAGACAGCAGCAGAUCCAGAAGCAGCUGCUUAUUGCUGAGUUCCAGAAACAGCAUCAGGCUCUACUGCGCCAACACCAAGCUCAACUACAAGAGCACAUUAAGCUGCAGCAGGCUCUGUUGACUCUCCGGCAGCAGCAGGAGGCGCUGAACGAGGAGCGCCUGCCUGACACAGAGGAGGACAGAGAAGAUGCACAGGGUGAAGAGCAGGAGCGCCACAGGAGGGAGCAAAACCAGCACCUCAACCACAAGAAGAAAGAGCGCUCCAAAGAAAGUGCCAUGGCCAGUACAGAGGUGCGACAAAAACUACAUGACUUCUUGCUAAAUAAAUCAUCUAAAGACAUGUCUCCCUCUGGUCACCCUCUGAACCAACGCUCCAAAUUCUGGUACAUCACCACUCAGCACAUGUCCAUGGAGCAAAAUUCUCCUACCUUAGGGGAGACGCCUUCCACAUUCAAAUCCCCUCUGCCCUCCGGCCUGGACACCAGGGAGGACUUCCCCCUCAGGAAGACUGCAUCUGAACCCAAUUUAAAGGUGCGCUCAAGGCUAAAGCAGAAGGUUUCAGAAAGAAGAAGUGGCCCCAUCCAGCGCCGAAGAGACGGCAGUGUGCUGGUGACACCCCCCAAGAAGCGCCCGCUGGAUCCCAGUGAUUCUUCAGCCAAUGACAGCUCUCCCAGCUCUGGCCCCAGCUCUCCCAUUGGCCUAUGCAGAACUGAGAAUGGCCCGACCCACCAGGCCAGCACCUGCCAAAUCGAGAAUUAUGUGCCACAAGGGGGAGUACUGAAGGCAGACGGCUCUCUGGCUCUGUUAAACCUCUACACAUCGCCUUCCCUUCCCAACCUCACCUUGGGCCUCCACUCUGGUCCAUCUCCAAUCAGUCCUGCCUCAUCUUUGAAGGAACAAGCAGGAGAGUUGGGUAGUGUACCAUCUUUGCGGGAACCAAAAAACAUCAGCCAUCAGGCUCUGCUGCAGCAUCUGCUUCUAAAGGAACAGAACAGGCAACAGAAAAUGCUAUCUUCUGGUAAUGCCUCAGCGCUUCCCCAGUCUCCUCUAGUGAUAAAGGAGCGGUCAGCAGGUGGCGCUCGACCCAGACUGCCUCGUCAUCGGCCUUUGAAUCGGACCCAGUCAGCACCACUGCCCCAAAGCACACUGGCUCAACUCGUUCUCCAGCAGCAGCACCACAACUUCGUGGAGAAACAAAAACAAUACCACCAGCAGGUCCACAUUAACCAGAUGCUGUCCCAGUCUAUCGAGCAGCUGAGAAACCCCACCGCUUACAUGGAGGAGGAAGAGGAAGUGAAGGCCCCGGAGCGCCCUCUGCCCCCUGCUGGAGUGAUACGGAGCCACAGCAGCUGCAGCAGCGCCAGUAUUCAUUUAGAUAUCAGCACAAAAGCCGAAGCCUCCAAAGUCCCUGCCAGCGUGAUCAAGGUGAAAGAAGAGCCAGUGGAUUCGGAGGGCAGGGUGGAGGAGGAAGCACUGAAUUUAGGUGUGGUGGGAAGAAGAGAAAAUGGAAUAGAAAGAGAACUGGAGCAGCCGAACAAGGCUUUAUUGCUACAGGUGAAAACUGAACAGAACGUAGAGAGCAUGACUGAGACCAACGUCUGAGAAGAAUUGAGUUGAGAGAAUUGUGGCAAAAGGAAUAAAUGAGACAAGGAAUAAUGAAAGUUGGACGAAUUUAGAAAAAGAGAAAGAAAUAAUAAUAAGUAAAGGACAAAGAUGACAAAAUAUAAAUAUUCAUA